Messenger RNA from Tachysurus fulvidraco (yellow catfish), 3834 nucleotides. It is a transcript of the gene celf4, whose product is annotated as CUGBP, Elav-like family member 4. The coding region runs from base 282 to 1988 and encodes 568 amino acids. Gene Ontology annotation, molecular function: mRNA binding. Gene Ontology annotation, cellular component: cytoplasm; nucleus; ribonucleoprotein complex. The transcript is spliced from 14 exons. The record is from RefSeq and is a predicted model, not a curated record. Lineage: Eukaryota; Metazoa; Chordata; Actinopteri; Siluriformes; Bagridae. Gene Ontology annotation, biological process: regulation of alternative mRNA splicing, via spliceosome; mRNA splice site recognition.
UAUAAAUAAAUAAAUAAUAAAAGAGUAGCUAGAAGCAGAGGCGAGGGGGAACGGAGGUGUAAAUACAAAGCGAUAGCGCUCUAUUUCUCUCUCUCUCUCUCUCUCUCUCUCUCUCUCUCUCUCUCUCUCUCUCUCUCUCUCUCUCUCUCUCUCUCUCUCUCUCUCUCACACACUCUCUCUGCGUUUUUAUGAAAUGAACAACUGAAGAGGGCAACAUAUACAGGGGACGCGCAUCCGCGCCGGGAACGAGCUUUCGUCGUAUCUAACUCAUUCCACGUUACAUGUUUAUACGCGCUUGUAAAUAUUUGCCCGCUACUGCAACUGUAGAUCGGGAGCUGCGCGUGACAUCCCGAGACUGUCUCACGCACUUCGGAGGACCAGUCGCUGACUUGCCGCCUCUUCUGAUCAACGGGUCGCCGUCGACGAUGACAACUUUAGCGAACGGACAGGCGGACGCCGCGGUGCACGUAGCGGCUGGCGCGAACGGGCUCGUGAACGGAAUAAGCCACGGUCACGGCGCGCCGGGCUGCGCCACCAUUCCCAUGAAGGACCAUGACGCCAUCAAGCUGUUCGUCGGCCAGAUCCCGCGCAACCUGGACGAGAAGGACCUGCGGCCGCUCUUCGAGGAGUUCGGCAAGAUCUACGAGCUCACCGUGCUGAAGGACCGAUUCACGGGCAUGCACAAAGGCUGUGCCUUUCUCACAUACUGUGCCAGAGAGUCAGCGCUGAAAGCCCAGACGGCCCUGCAUGAGCAGAAGACAUUGCCAGGGAUGAACAGACCAAUCCAGGUGAAACCUGCCGACAGCGAGAGCAGAGGAGAAGACAGAAAGCUGUUCGUGGGCAUGCUGAACAAACAGCAGUGCGAGGACGACGUGCGGCGCUUGUUCGAGGCCUUCGGCAGCAUCGAGGAGUGCACCAUUCUCCGAGGCCCUGACGGAAAUAGCAAAGGCUGUGCGUUUGUGAAGUACUCCUCUCAUGCAGAAGCUCAGGCGGCCAUCAGCGCACUCCACGGCAGCCAAACCAUGCCUGGUGCCUCUUCCAGUCUGGUUGUGAAGUUUGCAGACACAGAUAAAGAACGCACCAUUCGGCGCAUGCAGCAGAUGGCUGGUCAGAUGGGCAUCUUCAAUCCUAUGGCCCUGCAGUUUGGAGCGUAUGGAGCCUACGCACAGGUGCAGCAGCAGGCAGCAUUGAUGGCAUCUGUAGGACAGGGAGCGUAUCUCAGUCCUAUGGCUGCGUUCGCGGCAGCUCAGAUGCAGCACAUGGCCACUAUCAAUGGCCUGCCAGGAGCCCCCAUGACCCCUACAUCAGGAGGGAGCACACCCCCUGGCAUUACCGCUCCCACGGUGACCAGCAUCCCCUCUCCAAUCAGUGUUAACGGAUUCACAGGACUGCCCCCACCACAGGCUAACGGCCAGCCUCCCGCCGAGGCCGUGUUCACCAACGGGAUCCACCCGUAUCCAGUGUUGCAGGAGGUGGUUUUUAGGGAAGACUCGGAGAAGGGCGGCUUGGGCGUCGCUCAGCGGAGUUGUUUUGGGGUACAGGGAAGCUGUUUCCUCUCUUCUCUAUCUGAAGCCCAGAGUCCCACAGCAGCUGAUCCUCUUCAGCAGGCAUAUGCGGGAGUCCAGCAAUAUGCAGCAGCCUACCCAGCUGCAUACGGACAGAUCAGCCAGGCCUUCCCUCAGCCCCCUCCUAUAAUCCCCCAGCAGCAGAGAGAAGGGCCGGAAGGCUGUAACCUGUUCAUCUACCACCUCCCUCAGGAGUUUGGGGAUGGCGAGCUGAUGCAGAUGUUCCUGCCUUUCGGUAAUGUCAUCUCCUCCAAAGUGUUUGUGGAUCGGGCGACAAACCAAAGUAAAUGCUUUGGCUUUGUGAGCUUCGAUAACCCAGCCAGUGCCCAGGCUGCCAUCCAAUCCAUGAAUGGCUUCCAGAUCGGCAUGAAGAGACUCAAAGUACAGCUCAAAAGGCCAAAGGAUGCCAACCGCCCCUAUUAGCCCCGCCCCCUGAUGUCCCUCACCCUGGAGGUGAAGGCCACUGUAGCACUGGGGGAACAACAGGUUUUGUAGAGUGGGAACACAUGUUGAUGACAUGACUAACACACAAAAGAGACACAAAAGGACAAGCUCAACGUGGCUGGUGGUGUGGACGUGAGACUGAGGGGACGUGUAUUGGACAUGCGGCGACGCCACAGCGCACGACACAUCCAUCACCUGCUAAAAGCUCAGUGGACCUUUAGGAGCUCGGUGGAAACUCGGGAGAGCCGCCGUGUCCCACAACCAUAUCGGACUCCCUUUCUAAGUCUCCACAGCCUGCCUGAUAGGAACCCUGCUCAUUUAGAACCACCGAAAAAUAUUUAAAAAAAAUCAAUAAAUUUUUAAAAAAGAUUCAAAAGAAGAACAACAGAAAGUGACUCGACAAACAAGGAAAAAGAAAAAGAAAACAUUUUUGAAAAUGCUGAAAAACCUUUAGGGGGAAGGGAUGUUGUGUUAUAAUGGACUGAGAAACUUUUUCCAAAAAAAAAAAAAAAAAAAAAAAAAAUUUUAAAAAAGAAUUUAAAAAAAACAAACUUUUUGGAAGGAUCCGACGCUUCAGGAAACAAGCUUGGUGUGGUUGUGGAUGGCCAUCUUUAUCUCGGAGUGCCUGUCCGUUUCCAGAAGCGAGAGCUGCCACGAAGAACUGCGGCCGCACUCCUCUGGGAGACUUAAUCCGUCAUUCCUUAGUUGUGUAGGGACCAAAAAGACCAAAACUUUUUAAUCAAAAACGAAAAAAAAAACCACGAAAAAAAAAAGAGAGACUCGUAGCUGUAACAUACUCAGACCACUGCAUCUCCUUUGCUGUGCCAAUCGGUUUAAGAGUUGUAUUUACGAAAAAAAAAAAAAAAGAUGUAUAGGUAGAAUAUAUAAGAUUAUAUGUAUAAAUGCAUACAUAUAGAUUGCUGAUAUGCUUUUGAAUACUGGCUAAAUCAUACGAGACGCCCUGACGAGGCUGCUCGCUUCGCUAGUUUACAAAUGGGAAGAAAAAAAAUUCUCUAUUUUUUUUUUCUCUCUCUCUCUCUCUGUCUAUCUCUCUCUCUCUCUCUUCUCAUUUGGGCUGAAGGGUACAUGAGAAGGGUUGUUCCAUAUCGCAGCCUUACCUUUUUUAAUCUCAACAUCCUGACCUUGUAGUUUAAAAAAAAAAAAAAAAAAAAAAAAGAUAUAACAAACCCGUUUCUAUUUAGCGUACAUUUAAUAUGUAUAUGUAUUGCAAAACCUGAAAAAAAAGAUGUAUUCAUAUAUAUAUGCACACCUCCAGCGUAUAUAUGGAUACAUAUGAUAUUAAUCCCCCUCCCCCCCGAUCCUAUAUGUAUUUAUAUGCAUAUAUUUUAUAUGUGUGUAUAUAUAUAUAGAAGCAGCUAUUCAAUAUGUAGAAGUGUAAUUUUUUUGUAGAUUUAAGCUGGAAUUUGAACCACCACUCUGCUUGGAAUUUAACGGGAAGAGACUCAUAUCUGGCAGCUCUCGAACUGCAGGCAUUCCUCUUUCUGAUAACCUUGUAUGCCAACACACACACACACACACACACAUGCACACGGAUGAAGGAGUGUGUGUUUAGAGAUUGAUGUAUAUAUGUGUAUAUGCUACUGAAUAAUGCAAAAAGGCCUCCUCUCAUCAGAGAGUUUUAAGAGAAUCAGGCUUCAAGAGAUUCAGGAUCAUUUCCACAGGAGCUAGGAAGGAACGUUGCGUAAUCUUAGACAUAUCUGCCUCUUGGCCCUUUCGUGUACCUUUGCAAAACCACACACACACACACACACACACACACACACACACACACACACACAUGCGCGCACACAGAGAUACAAACACA